Messenger RNA from Saccostrea cuccullata (small rock oyster), 916 nucleotides. RefSeq lists its product as uncharacterized. The record is from RefSeq and is a predicted model, not a curated record. Bases 83 to 916 code for a protein of 277 amino acids. The transcript has 4 exons. NCBI's taxonomy places the organism in Eukaryota, Metazoa, Mollusca, Bivalvia, Ostreida, Ostreidae.
UUCAACUUCCUACUGAAUAUUGUCAAAUUAUAUAACUACAUUUAAUAAUAGGGAAGCAAUAUGCUUCUCCAUUUAACAAAAAAUGGAGUUUCAUCGCAUGUGUAUGUUUAUUUGUGUUCUUUUUCAAAAUUCUUUUGCAGGUUGUCCAAGAACAAAUGGUAAAUUAUGCUGUUUUGGACAUUAUUGGGAUGAAAGUGUCAAAUCCUGCAAAGUUUGCAAAAUUGGAUACUUUGGCCAAAAUUGUUCAAUGAAAUGUCCAUAUCCGAAUUACGGCGCAGAAUGUCAGCUGGAGUGCACAUGCAAUGCAAGACGGUGUAAUCCUUUCAUAGGAUGUGUAUCAGGAGAAGAAACAACUUUUUAUACAUACCAAACUUUUAGAAAUCACACUGUCAUAACCACCAACAAAGACAACAAACAUUUUACUGACGCUGCUGUAGACGAGAACAACACAUGGGUAUCACCAAUAACCACACAUUCAACGGAAGAUAAGCCAGAUGUGAGUCGCUUGAAUUUGACAAAUAUUACCUUGCUUGGAAUAUUUGGAGCGCUUGGCACUAUUUGUGUUUUCCUUGGGAUAUUUUUGUCCCUAUAUAUCAAAGAAAAAUUUAAAAGAAACAAAGUCAAAUUGAAAGGAAAGAACUACGAACAAGAUAUACAAAGAAAUACAUCAUAUGCCUCCCUGAAUAGUGUAGAGCUCGAGGUCCCUCAAUCUACACAGAUUAUGUUUAGAAAAGACAAUGAAGAUGUUACUUCAGUGUCAGAAAACACAAGAAAAGGAGCUCAUUAUCACCCUGCUGCUGGUUAUAUUGAACCAAUAGAUGUGUCAAAUCACUCUUAUUUAGAAGUUUUAGAAGUACUAAAUGAAGAUGAAAUCAUCGAAAACAAUGAGCCCGAAAUGUAUCUGACAGCAAUUUAA